AUGUUGAAAAUAUUUCAGGUUCUACAGAAAAUUACCUGUAUUCCGAUAAAUAAUUCGAUUGGAGAAAAGCCAAGUAUACAAUGUGAUCCGGAUAGUAUAUCAAUCAUUUUUUCAACAUUGAAGCCUUUUUUCGGUCGAACAUUUGUUAAAGGUUAUAUUCAAGACAACAAUUGCAUUCAGAUUGGAAAUCGUCAUGAAAAACAUAAAUUUACAAUAAAAUUCAAUCAAUGCGGGUUACGUCGUUCACGAGAGUACAAUGGUAUUCGAAUUACAACAACGGUCAUUAUAUCCUUUCAUCCGAUUUUCUUGACCAAAGUAGAUCGAGCAUAUCGACUCAAUUGCUUUUACGUGGAAUCAUCAAAGACAAUUACUCAACAAUUAGAAAUUAGCAUGUUGACAACAGAAGAGCUAUAUCAUCAGACGCAAAUGCCAAUCUGCAGGUAUGAAAUUCUUGGUGGUGGUGCUACAGGUGUACAGAUACGAUAUGCAAAAGUUGGUGAUAGUGUAUAUCAUCGAUGGACAUGUGUAGCUGAGACUAAAGGUCUUUAUUGUAUGAGAGUGCAUACAUGUACUGUAAGUGAUGGACAAGGUGGUGAAGCGGUAGCUGUCCUUGAUAAAAAAGGAUGUUCAGUUGAUAAGUAUUUACUGCUAGAUUUGGAAUAUAUCGAUGAUCUAACAGCUGGACAAGAAUCACAUGUUUUCAAAUUUGCUGAUCGUCCAGCACUUUAUUUUAACUGUCAAUUAGAAUUGACAAUUAAAGAUCGCUAUCGUGGAUGUGCAAAUGAGCGACCAGUUUGCAAAGGUCAAAUUCGAGUGGAACCAUCGGAACAAACUUACGAACAACAAAUUGGUGCUGCAGAGGAAGAAACACAAACAUCCGUCUAUGAAGGCAAUGGCAAACAGCAAAGUUAUUCAAAUCCAACUGAUAUGGAUUACAAAAGCAAUGAGUCACCGUAUCAGAGUAAUGAAGUGAUUUAUACCUCACAACCUGGUCCACCAGCUCCUCCAACUCAAUCAUCUGAUUUAUCACAUUUUCAAUUUUCUCCAAAAUCAGCCUACUUUACUGAUAAUAAUUAUGAAGAUAUCACUACUGCACCACAUGCAGAAGAAUACGGUCAAUCGAUUGCACAAGAAACGACAUCGUUGUAUGAGGAAGGAAUUGCUUAUAGGCGAUUGAUCAGAAGGAAACGAAAUUCAAGUAUUCAAAUUUUGUAUACUAAUCAACAUUUUUCAUCCACUUCUACAAGUUUAUUGCGGCCAACGUUACGUGUUGCUAAUGUUGACCUUCCGGAGCAAUGCAUAAUAGUAUUUGACCUCGAAGAUGAAAAUAAUGAAGAGAAGCAAUCAGAAAAUUCGGAUCGAUUAUUUGAUCCAUUGAAAACUUCUAGAACAUGUUUCUCAACAACUCGAUUAACAAUGUUAUCAGCUAUCGCUAUGAUAACGUUUGUUAUCUUUAUCUUAGCAUUCUCUAUUGUAUUACGAAGAGGAAGGAUAUAUAUCGAUAAUGAUUUAAUCAAAUAA
Cercopithifilaria johnstoni is the source of this 1521-nucleotide messenger RNA. The record is from the annotation of a GenBank genome assembly. Lineage: Eukaryota; Metazoa; Nematoda; Chromadorea; Rhabditida; Onchocercidae.